This is a messenger RNA of Osmia lignaria (orchard mason bee), 3248 nucleotides long. The record is from RefSeq and is a predicted model, not a curated record. Lineage: Eukaryota; Metazoa; Arthropoda; Insecta; Hymenoptera; Megachilidae.
UGCAAACGACGCGACGUUGCAAAACCUUCGCGUUUCGUAACAACGAUCUUUUUUUGUUCAUCGGGUCAGAGACCCGAGUCACCGAUCGACGAUAAAAAAUCGAAAAUCGAAAAGUGAAAAUUGAAAAGCAGUGAUCGAGAUAGAAAGGGGACAGCUAUAACGUGAUAGUUUUACUAUCGGUGAUAGUAAAAGAGGGUAAAGUUAGCCUUUCGCUUGGUAAAACCGGUCCUUGAUCGGUAACCACGAGCACGAUGAACGUUCAAGAAAAUGUGAACGUCGAUCGAAAGAAAUGAGAAUGACUGUCGUGACGAAUCAUCGAAUAGGGAAAAAGAAUCGGAAGAAGGAACAAAGGUAAUUACGCGUAAUUGACCGGAUUGCGACGCGGUGCGACGCGGUGCGACGCAACAACACCAGGAACGGACGAGAAGAAGGGAAAACACAGGGAAAGAGUAGGGGCCUUUUACAGUUAAGAGAGAUUUACACGGAGGAAUCCUUCUCUCGACAACGAAGCAACCUUUCUUCUGCAUCCUACUUGACGAAACGACUAACGGGGAUCGCAAACGAGCGCUCGCGCCAGAGUCGACGCGGUGUUCGAAGCUAGUUUCGGUCUAAAGGACGAAAACGAUAACGAUAACGAUAACGAUAACGGAUCCUUGCAAUGCGUUUGCGCUCCUUCCACAAUUAUCGGUCCAGUUUACUCGUUUCCGGUUAAAGCUUGACACGAAUGUUCGCGGAAUCGAGUCUAUCGCGAUUCAGCGAACCUCGACGGAGCACGUUCAGCGAAAUACGAGGAGGAUCAGGUAGGAAAGGAAAAGAAGGAAGAAUACCGUACCAAUGUCGAAAUGGCCAGGGAUCGUUCCGAUUCGGAAUAUACGGAGAAUAUCAGCGACGCGACGAGCUGCAGUUGCACGACGGGUUCCGUCGACAAGUGCUCGUUACGCGGUUGCGGCAUGUUUCAAGAACCGUUUUUCCUCCAUCCGCCCGGCUCUAGGCCUCGCGAUGGAAUCUACAUAAACCCCAUGUCCGCGUACAUCGGUGAGCCCGCUAAGCCAAAGGACACCGAGUCCUUCUACCUGCACAGUCCCCACGAUCUCGUCUACACCAGGAUCACGCGGUUGUUCGCCGACACGGACAAGCAUCGCCACUUUGAGAAGAAAGACGAACCUUUGACUGUGAAAGUGGACGUGCACAUCAACAAUGGACUCCUCGACCGACCAUCCAGCGGAAACGGUUACGCGGUCAAGUCGGAUAUGGUUCGCGAGUCAUCUGAGCACGCGUACGAACAAAUCUGUCUACGCCAAGAACCAGAAGCUGCCGGUGUAGCUGCGCUUGCCCAAAAGAAAUUCUCCGACAACGCAUCCGACGGCAGCCGCUGCCGGAAAGCCGAUCGAAGAUACAGCAGAUCGAGUAGCGGUAGCGAGUCGUCGAACGCGAGCAGCGAGAUUCCUUGCUUCUCCUCGAGCGCGUCCACUCCGUCGUUGUCGCGAAACAGCAGCAACGAACGAAUCGAGAAAAAAGACUCGACGGGUUCGCAAGUAGAAAGCGAAAAGGAGAUCAAACCGGUCAGCAACGGAGCUAGUUUCGCUAAGCCACCGCCACCACCGCCACCACCUCCACCGCCAGACAAAGAAGACGUCGUGGUGCUGUUGGUGAACGUUGGCCGGGAUGAGAAGAAGGACAACGGUGCCGAGGCGAGCAACCGAGAUGCAAGAAACGAGAGCGGCCUCUUCGUAUCCCCAGACUACCACUUACUAGACCAUAGCGCUCAUCGGGCAUAUAAUACACUUACCUGGAUUUCACUUGCCCGACCUACUGCGAUUCCUUCUCCCUACCGCUUCUGUUUCGGAACAGCGACCAACAAGUCCGACGUAUCCUGCGGCGAGCAUCGCCAGCCGGAAGUGCCUCCUGCCAGUCCAGCUGCAGACACCGAGGAAAUUAAGGCGAGUCAAACGUCGCAUUUGGUGAACAAACAUAUGGUGCUGCCGUUCAUACCUCCCAAGUUCGCCAACGCGGACUCCAACACUUUGCUCAAACCGUCCGAGUACCUAAAAAGCAUCUGCAAAGCUUCCUCGAAGAAUAGCCUGUCGAAAGCAAGGUCGGUGGACAACUUGGAUAUACAGAGUAGAAGAUACGAUCGAAGGGAAAUUAGCUCGAGAUCGGAACGGCGACAGGACGAGGAGGAGGAGGAGGAGGAGGAGGAGCAGGAGGAGGAGGGGGAGGAGGGGGAAGAGGAAGAGGAAGAGGAGGAGCAAGCGGAAGAAGAGGGAGAAGAGGGAAGAAGAUCUAUAUCGGGCCCUCCACCACCGCCGCUGUCCCCGCUUCAAAAGUUACGACGAAACGGCGAGAACUCUGCUGGUUCCGUCAACAACAACGCGAACACGGAAUCAGAAUCCCCCAAGAACCCCCAACCUCUGGCCACUAUCAGCAUUCAAGACCUAACCAGUAUCCAGCUGCGAAGAACCAGCGCGAAAAUGAACGCGACCAAAACAUUUUCCGCGCCACCGCCGCGAAGCGUGUCUAUGACGAACGUUUCAGAGUCGUUCUUCGUCCAGAAGACCGAUUUGAUCGCGGAGCUGAAGCGAACCAAGGACAUUCCAGGAAUCAAGAAGCUUAAAGUGGAAAUGGCUCAAGUGGAGAAAACGCAAGAGCAGAAUCUCAUAUCGGAGAUCAACAAGGCUUUCAACGUUUCAAAUUUUGUCGAUCAGAUUCCGGAGAAGGAUAGUUCCGGCAAUCUGAUACCGAUAUGGAAACGCCAAAUGUUGGCACGAAAGGCUGCCGAGCGAGCAAAAAAAGAGUUGGAGGAACAGAUUGCCAGAGAGAACGAGGAGAGACGACAAAAGGCAAUUCCUGCUUGGAAGAGACAACUCCUUGCGAAGAAGGACAACGAGGAAAAAAGACUGAAUCAAGCACACGUGGUGGUGGCAACGGUGCAACCGACGCCAGCGGCAUCAGCGGCACCAACGGUCAAAGUUGAUGCCACCUUAUCACCGAAAGCAGACGCGCAACGACAAGAGAAAGCAGAGGACAAGACAGAAAGCGAAGAGAAGAAGAACGACGCCAACUGCACGAAUAACGCCAACGACGUGGACGAUGACGCUCCGAUCAUACCCUGGCGGGCACAACUCCGGAAAACCAACAGCAAGCUCAGCAUUUUGGAUUAAUCUUUCCCAAGCGAACGUCGUCGUCGUGACCAACGCGAAUGAAACACAGAAUGUACAUAGAAUCCAGUAAAAUUUCUACCAAUCAGU